AAACAAAAGAACGAGUUUUUCCCCAGCAGUUAAACAGUGCGGACGUACAUUAGACAUCGGUCGACUCAACUUUUCUAUUCCCAGUUGUUCGAAUUAGCAACCAGCACCAGCACCAAUCUGCAAAGGAGUAAAAUCCAGGAAACGGAAGCGCCCGCGCAAAAACUACAUAAGCCCUAAACAAGAAGCGAGCGCAAAAUGUCGGACGAUUACGACAAGUACGACUUUGAGAUGGAGAAGCACAUCCACUCGGGGCACAGUGGCAAGCAGCGCAGCAAGAAGGAGGCAAGCGACCACACCAACCAUUACGAUCCGAGCGGCCAUUCGCGCAAGAUUGUGACCAAGCUGAAAAACACGGAAUCGAACAAGAAGUCACCGCCGAAGUAAACUAAUGGGCAGGAGUGUGACUUCCGUGCGAAUGUGGUGUGUGUGAGAGUGUUUCUAAUCCGGCCAGCGCGCCAUGCGAACGAAAAACGGUUGAGCGAGCGAUCUCUAAAGGCGGUACGGGGUGGGGCGCACAUUACAAACGACCCUGCCAACUACACCACCACCACUACCACCACUACCAGUAGAACUUCCUCCUUUUUUGCCUAGAGCGAAGAGAUGCAUCCAACCAUUCAUCCGUCGGUUUUGCUGCUAUUUUUGUGUGCUGUGUUGUGUCCGUCGCAAUACGCAAUAGAGGAUGACCCUGUGUGACUUCAAAGGCAAGCUGAACACACACACGCACGCACACGCACACACGGACUGCUACCUGCGCGCAGCAUAAAAGGGCGAGAAGAAGAAGGAGUAAAAACUGGAGAGAAAACACACACACACGUGGUGGGGUGAGGUGCUAGGUUGUGCACCGUGCCGUGUGUGUGUGUGUGUGCGCCAUCGUCCUUACUUCUAGACUUUGUUUUAAAAAAGAAGGCCAAAGUCACCCCGCCGCCCCGCCUAUCUCCCUCCUGAGAAGGGCUGUGUGCGUGGAGAGAGGGGAGUGGUGUAGGCCCGGAACCAACUGCUCCACCACCAACCUGCUUGUUUUUAAACUAUGAAUUACAAUUAUCGGUACCUUUUUGUGUGUGAUCAAUUAUUAUAGCUGCAAGUUAAUGUACUAUUAAUAAAUAAUAAAAAAGAAACGAAAAUAAUUCCUUAAAAUAUA
Anopheles merus is the source of this 1138-nucleotide messenger RNA. RefSeq names its product nuclear protein 1. Gene Ontology annotation, cellular component: nucleus. The record is from RefSeq and is a predicted model, not a curated record. Gene Ontology annotation, biological process: regulation of transcription by RNA polymerase II; negative regulation of cell population proliferation; negative regulation of cell cycle. The transcript has a single exon. NCBI's taxonomy places the organism in Eukaryota, Metazoa, Arthropoda, Insecta, Diptera, Culicidae. Bases 196 to 384 code for a protein of 62 amino acids.